AUGGCAGAUCAGGCAAAUAGCAGCAGUGUGAGACUCAGGAAGGACAGAGCGAUGGAGAGAAAUAAGGAAAUGGAGGAGAAGAAGGGAGACAAGGGGACUAAGGAAGGCGCAGUGAAUGGAGAUGCAGCCAUGAUGGGCAACGGAGUGAUGGAGAGUGAAAACCCUGAGGUGAUGGAGCUGCCACCGUUUGAAAUCAUCACCGGGGACCGAAUCGACCCGCUCUUCUUCAAGUUCCAGUAUAAGAAUGUGGAAUACUCAUCUGGUCGGAAUAAAACCUUCCUGUGCUACCUGGUGAGUGAGGUGCGUGGUGCUGGUGAUGAGGCUAUACUGCGUGGCUACGUGGAGGAUGAACACAGUAGCGGCGACCACGCAGAGAACGCCUUCUUCCGUCUCGUGCUGCCUCAGUAUGAUGCCUCCACCCACUACACCAUCACCUGGUAUGUCUCCUCGAGCCCAUGUCCCUCCUGCGCCUCAAAGCUGGCCGAGAUCCUGCGAGAGCACCAAACACUGCGCCUCACCAUCUUCUCAGCCCGGCUGUUUGACUGGGAGGAGCCAGACGUGAGGGCGGGGCUGAAGGCACUUGCGGGGGCAGGCUGUAAGCUACGCAUGAUGAAGCCACUGGACUUCUCAUACACGUGGGAAACGUUUGUGGAACACGACGGCCAGCGCUUCGAACUGUGGGAGGACUGUCAGGAAAACUACGAGUACUACCAGGACAAAUUGGCUGACAUCCUGCAUUUUGACUGAUCCAAAUGGGAAGUGAACGAUUGGAGUUGCAGAUGGUUUAUUACUGUGUGCAUCCUUCAAAUUUACUUCAAAAGCCUGAAACAUUUUGUUAUAUCACGUUUUUAUUAUUGAUUUAAUGUUAUGGGGGGAGUAUUUUGUACUGCUGUUUAGCUGCAUAUUAAUGUUUAUAUAUAAUUUCUUGUCUCAUAUAUAGGCGUGUGCUGAUAUUACACUCUCAUGUCAUAAUAAUGACACCACAUUUUAUCCUGGUUUACAAUAAUGUCACAAAAUUAUGUUAUAAAAUGACAGUCGUCCUCCCUGCAGACUCCACAGUGGGAGUGACAGUGUUUAUUCAUCUUACUCAUGAUUACAGGAUUGUGUGUGUGUUGAACAUGGAGGAAUCGUUUACAUUAUCAGCACAGGACUAAUCUAUAUACCACAUUUUAAAGCAGUAA
Molecule: messenger RNA, 1181 nt
Organism: Neoarius graeffei (lesser salmon catfish)
Lineage: Eukaryota; Metazoa; Chordata; Actinopteri; Siluriformes; Ariidae
Gene: apobec2a
Product: apolipoprotein B mRNA editing enzyme, catalytic polypeptide-like 2a
Exons: 3
Coding region: 1-747 (248 amino acids)
Biological process (GO): cytidine to uridine editing
Cellular component (GO): cytoplasm; nucleus
Molecular function (GO): cytidine deaminase activity; RNA binding
Source: RefSeq, a predicted model, not a curated record